CACGAACUAAACCUUCUCAUAUUCGUCAAGUAUUCACCGCGUGUCCACCAAACACACGGAGCGAACGCUAACAAAGGUAUCUCACAAUGAGCAUCAAGUGACAAGUCAUCCGGGGAAAGAGCCCUCAGAUAUGGACACAUUACAUCUUUAACCCUCAAAACACCGCAUCACUUCCGCCGUUUCUUCUCUCGUCUCUCCAGCGGAGCGUCACCUCAUUCUCCGUCGUUCUUCUUUUUCACAGAGAGAAAUGUCUGCUGCCGGAGAUGUGCCUGCCUUCUUCCACAACAUGGGAAGCUCGAGCCCUAAUCAGCCCCGGCAGAAAUUCUGUGGCAUGUUCUGCCCGGUGGAGGGUUCAUCGGAUAACAAGACGCUGGACUUUGACUCGUUGUCCUCAGGGAAAGGUGGAGUGAUCGAGAGGCAGAGGGACAUCUCCAAAGCGAGGAAGGUGGAGAUCAGAAGGAGCGCUGGAAAGGAGCUUCUGCAGAACCUGAAUGAUGAGAGUGACCGUCUCCUAAUUAAAGGGGCUAAGAUCGUGAAUGAUGAUCAGUCAUUCUGUGCCGACAUCUAUAUGGAGGAUGGCCUGAUAAAGCAAAUUGGAGAAAAUCUAAUAGUGCCCGGUGGGGUGAAAACCAUCGAUGCCCAUGGGCGCAUGGUGAUGCCUGGUGGUAUUGAUGUGCACACACGCUUCCAGAUGCCUGACAGGGGCAUGACUGCUGCUGAUGACUUCUACCAAGGCACCCGCGCUGCUCUGGCCGGAGGAACCACCAUGAUCGUUGAUCAUGUGGUGCCUGAACCCGGGACGAGUUUGAUCUCAGCCUUCAAUCAGUGGAGGGAAUGGGCGGACAGUAAAGCCUGCUGUGAUUAUUCUCUUCACGUGGACAUCACUGAGUGGCAUAAGGGUGUUCAGGAGGAGAUGGAGGCGCUCGUCAAAGACCACGGCGUUAACUCUUUCCUCGUCUACCUGGCCUACAAAGACUUUUUCCAGCUCACUGAUUCACAGAUCUACGAAGUGUUCAGUGUAAUUCGGGACCUCGGGGCCAUCGCUCAGGUCCACGCUGAGAACGGAGACAUCAUAGCCGAGGAGCAGCGCAGGAUCUUGGACUUGGGUAUUACUGGACCAGAGGGACAUGUCCUCAGUCGUCCAGAGGAGGUGGAGGCGGAGGCAGUGAACCGCUCCGUAACAGUAGCCAAUCAGACCAACUGCCCACUUUACAUCACUAAGGUUAUGAGCAAGAGUGCCGCUGAUGUCAUCGCCCAGGCCAGGAAGAAAGGCACCGUGGUGUAUGGAGAGCCAAUCACAGCGAGUAUUGGCACGGAUGGAUCGCACUAUUGGAGCAAGAACUGGGCCAAGGCUGCCGCCUACGUCACGUCUCCACCCUUGAGUCCAGAUCCCACUACACCAGACUAUCUCAACUCACUGCUGUCCUGUGGGGAUCUGCAGGUAACAGGAAGUGCUCACUGCACCUUUAACACAUCCCAGAGAGCUGUGGGUAAGGAUGACUUCACCCUCAUCCCUGAGGGCACCAAUGGCACUGAGGAAAGGAUGUCCAUCAUCUGGGACAAAUGUGUGGUAACAGGAAAAAUGGAUGAAAAUCAGUUUGUGGCUGUCACCAGCACCAACGCUGCUAAAAUAUUCAACCUCUACCCGCGCAAGGGCCGCAUUGCUGUGGGCUCAGAUGCCGAUCUUGUUCUGUGGGACCCAGAUGUUACGAAGAUCAUCUCAGCCAAGAGCCACAAUCUGGCAGUGGAGUACAACAUCUUUGAGGGUAUGGAGGUGCGUGGAGUGCCCCUAGUGGUCAUCAGUCAGGGCAAGAUCGUGCUGGAGGAAGGAACCCUGCACACCACUGAGGGGUCCGGACGCUUCGUAUCCCGCAAACCCUUCCCUGACUACGUUUACAAGAGGAUAAAGGCUCGCAGCAGGCUUGCUGAACUGCGAGGCGUCCCGCGGGGUCUGUACGACGGGCCGGUCUGUGAAGUGUCAGUGACGCCCAAAGCUGUGACCCCUGCUUCCUCUGCUAAAACCUCUCCUGCCAAGCAGCCCGGGCAACCCGUCCGCAACCUGCACCAGUCCGGCUUCAGCCUCUCUGGUGCUCAAGUUGAUGACAACAUCCCUCGUCGCAACACCCAGCGCAUCGUGGCGCCCCCUGGUGGCAGAGCCAACAUUACCAGCCUGGGCUAAACCCGUCCUCCAGCCCACAGGAGAGCAGGGCGUUGGGGGAGAGAGGUGUCAAUAAACGAAGGUGUUUGCCCAAACCACCGUAUCAAAUCACGAACUGAACCCUCCACAGGGCCUAUGAUUCUGCACUCUCGACUCUCCCAACCCCUGAUCUUUCAUCCUCAUUCCCAUUGUUUUCCCUUUCCCAACCCUACACCACUUCCUAAAGGAGACAUCUAGACAAGAAAAAAAAAAAGAGUAUUCGCCUCAUAUGAAGAGAGAAGGAAAGAAAUCCACCAUCCACAUUUGAGCACUUCUGAUUGUAUGAUUUUUAUACUGUACCUUCUACCCGCCACGAGUCAUGGUAUUAUUUUUGUAUUUAACUUUAUUUGCUUUUUUUGGAAAUCAGAGGGAUCAAGUGUGUGUACUAGAAGCUGUUUACUCAUUAACAAGAGCAAGGGUUUAGCAUACUGAGUUUCUUAUGUCAUCGUUUGUGGCUAGAAGUCAAUUAAAUUAGGAAUUUAUUUGAUUUUUUUAGGAUUUUUUUAUACAAUUUGUACUCAGUUUACAUCAGUGUCAGCAUCAGGUUAUAUUCCACCCGUGCCCUUUUCCUUGGCAUUCAGUGCGAUCAUUUCUGUACCAGUCAAAAAAAGGAAGCUUUUCCAGUGGUCGCUAAUUAAAAACCAUGUGUCGUUUCACAACCAGAGAUAUUAAAUUAAGCCUGUUAAUGUUAUUGAAGAAGAAACCGCAUGUAAAAACAAGCAGCUUAGCAACGUUGGAGAAAAUGAGAAGAGCGCAAGUCAUUCUAGCUGGAAAAAAAAAACAUCCUUGUUUUGGCUUCUAACUCUUUUUUUGGGGGGGGAUCGAGCUGCUUUCUUAAAGGUUAGGAAUAUGAGAAUGUCAAGGUUUUGUUUGGCCGUGAAGAAAUGGUGAGCUGUUAAUAAGAGGAUUUUAGGAGGUGUUAGCUAAAGAAGACACAAUGCAGAAUUACUUUUUGGUUUUACGUCACUUUUAAAAAAACAGCUUGUUUGUGACGGUGUGGAACUAGUUACAUUUUUACUACCAAACUAAAGCCAAGUUUAAGUUUUGACAUUAAAAAAGCUGGAUACAUAAUCUUACAAAGCAUGCUCCAUGUAAAAGCAUACCCAGACAUUUGUGCACUAGGACGAUUCAUUCAUUUCCAGUAUCUGUAUAUUUGCUCCAAAAGAUAUGAGCAAAAACAUUGUUGUUUUCAUUUAAUACAGUUGUUGUUAGUCCUGUCACACAUGCACAGCGUCCAAAAGUGCAUAUUCUCGUACUAUAAGCUAUUUGAAAAACACUAUGUCACCAGAAUAGUGGGUCUGAAUUCAUAGUAUUCGAAAAACUGUAGGUGAGAAGUUCCCGGAUGUCCUACAACUUCUGGAGAGAUUUGGAAGUGUGCAUCCCUUUACUAUCAUAAGGCCCUGGAAGAGAAUUUGUGAGUGGGAGUGAUGCCUCAUUCACACUAGCAGCAGCUUUGUAGCUGCCUGUCGCUCUGGGUAGUGACCUGCUGCAAAUGAAGGUCUGUGUAAGUCUGUACAGCAUGAAUACAACCAGACUCUGAGCAAGCUGAGAGAGGAUCACGUGAGCUCUACUAGUGCUCCUAUUGGCUGUCGCUCGAGAAAGUCAUUCUUCAUUUGCAUGAAGUUGAAGGAUUCUCAACUUUGUCACGGUGCUCGAUACACACACCUGAUCGCCAGCGGUCACUGUCACUCGCUUAGGCAGAGGUCGCCGAAAGUCAUUCGCUCUCCGUUAAAAUGAACAAUCGCUGGUCACUUUGCCACUGGAAGUCGCUCGUAGUUAGAAUGAAGCUUAAAGCAACACAACUAACUAAUUGGUCAUGAUGUAGUGUGUCUGAAUCUCAUUUAUACUAUAUAUUCAUACUAUAUAAAACAUACUUUUUUUAAUGGUUGUGAAGUAAGUUUAAAUUCAAUUGUAGUAUCUGCUCGGAUAGUAUCCGAUUUCAUACAAAGCUUUGAUCCUAUUUUUGUUUUGUUGUUGUUCUUGCGGUGUCUUUUCCAAUUGUGAAUGGUUCAGUUCAUUGUUCCCCCUUGUGGACAAUCUAAGUAAUGCAUAAUAUACGAUGAAUGCUUAAACUUUACUGUAUACUCCAGAUUGUAACCGUACACGAGGGUCUGUAUCAGCGGCGCCAGUGGCCGGUAUGGUCCCCAUGACAACAUUUUGAUGGUUGAAAGAUGGAAAGGGAAGAGCAGGGGGUUGGGAUUGGGAGGGUGUCAUGGACUAAAGUGAAGAGCGGGGGGAACGGGGUGUCGUGGAUGAAACGAAAGUAAAGACCGAGAUGGGGUGGGAUGUGGCGGCUUCUCGCAGAUGGAAAUGAAGAGGCGGUGGGGUGGUGUUGGGUGAUUGGGGGCCCCAAAACGAUGUGGACCCUUAGAAUUUAGAAUUGUCCAACCCCCCCCCGUGGCACCCCUGGUCUGUAUGUAGUGUGUAUAAUGAUUCCAUAUUUGGAACAGUUUUUGCGUUUAUAAAAGUCCUGCAGUAAGCAUAUUGACCUUAUUCUUCAAUGCAGAAGUGCGCUCUUUUUU
Danio aesculapii is the source of this 4719-nucleotide messenger RNA. It is a transcript of the gene dpysl2b, whose product is annotated as dihydropyrimidinase like 2b. Gene Ontology annotation, cellular component: cytoplasm; cytosol. Lineage: Eukaryota; Metazoa; Chordata; Actinopteri; Cypriniformes; Danionidae. The record is from RefSeq and is a predicted model, not a curated record. Gene Ontology annotation, molecular function: hydrolase activity, acting on carbon-nitrogen (but not peptide) bonds, in cyclic amides. The transcript is spliced from 15 exons. Bases 248 to 2179 code for a protein of 643 amino acids.